AUGGCUUCCAUACCUCCCACCCAGUCCAAUCGAACUAAAUAUGACAAAAAGUCCAUGCGCCAGAAACAAGGCCGUCGCAAAUCAAGCUUAAUGAAAAAAGCGUCCGAAUAUAGCAAGAUGUGCGAUGCAGAUGUGUGUGUGGGCAUACGCCUUCGGGAAACCGGCCAAGUAUUCAUCUUAUCGGCGGAUGCUUCGGGAUUUUGGGCUUUCCUUGCCUCGCAAUUGAGCUCCUACUAUCCAGCCCCAAAGCUAGUGACAGACCAGGAUCUGGAGCAGUUCGACAAAGAUACACCGGAACAACAUACGUGA
Molecule: messenger RNA, 309 nt
Organism: Penicillium bovifimosum
Lineage: Eukaryota; Fungi; Ascomycota; Eurotiomycetes; Eurotiales; Aspergillaceae
Exons: 2
Coding region: 1-309 (102 amino acids)
Molecular function (GO): protein dimerization activity; DNA binding
Source: RefSeq, a predicted model, not a curated record